Molecule: messenger RNA, 543 nt
Organism: Syngnathus typhle (broad-nosed pipefish)
Lineage: Eukaryota; Metazoa; Chordata; Actinopteri; Syngnathiformes; Syngnathidae
Gene: lenep
Product: lens epithelial protein
Exons: 1
Coding region: 72-455 (127 amino acids)
Biological process (GO): multicellular organism development
Source: RefSeq, a predicted model, not a curated record
AAAACAUUGUAUGCGAUACUGGAACUCUCCUCUUUGUGAAAAGCUUUUAACAAGCCGCUGCUGAUUCAGGGAUGCUGUCAGUGCACACGGAGAGUCGGCGUGGAAGGACGUGCAGUAAACAAGGAGAAGAGUCAAGAAGGAGAACCGAGAAGAAGUCCAUCAGCAUUUGCAUGAGUCCGAUCCUGCCACACCUGUCAGAGCUCGCUUCCCAUUUCAUCCACUCCUUGACCCCUUUCCUCUCCGGAACCAUGCACCCUCAGCGUCCUCUUCCCCAAGCCAUGCCUGCUUCUCCAUCCUCCUCCUCACUGGGACAGCAGCUGAGAAACAUGGCCAUGGGUCUCGGGCGCGGAAAGAAUUUGCUAGGCGGGAACGCAGCCUAUGGCUUUGUGCAGUCGCUGAAGGAGUGCCUCUACUUUCUGCUCUGCUGUUGGUGCAUUAAGGAGAUACUGGACUAGAAACAAGUUGAUGGAGUCAACACCAUUUGGAGUGAUUUUUGUCUUUUGAUAUUUAAACAGAGAGAGGAUGCUUAAAAAAAAAAACAAA